Meleagris gallopavo (turkey) is the source of this 5278-nucleotide messenger RNA. The record is from RefSeq and is a predicted model, not a curated record. NCBI's taxonomy places the organism in Eukaryota, Metazoa, Chordata, Aves, Galliformes, Phasianidae.
GGGAGAGGGAAGGAACAGGAGUGUGUCUAACCGCACAUUCUUCCCAAAAUAAAAAUUAACAAGAAGAUAGAAGGGCCUCAGGAGUGGAAUCAUUGGCAUUUAUCAACAAUCUCCCAGCAUGAUGGACGCCUGACUGGGAGGCAUAACCAGCCAGGGGGAUGAUUAUCCAUCCAAUUGCUCGGGAAAGAAAAUAAUGUUUUAUCUCUAGGAGUAGAGGUGGGGGUAGAGGGCACUAAUUCCUGUUCCUAAGAGUGUUGCAAGGGGCCUCUCUUUUUCUCUUGUGACUGAUAAGGUGGGAUGUUGUUGAAAAGCACCUGUUUGGAAAGUUCAAAGGGUUUCCAGAGUGAGAGAAAAGAAUUUGAACCAAAGCUGGUGGUAUGGGGGAGAGCUGAAGGAUAACCUGGGAAGUGCUGGUAAGGGAGGUUUCCGUGUGUGACACCUCCUUGUAUGUGAGAGAAGUUUAUGAAGCAUCUCCUUUGCUAGUAAACAGCAUGAAGGACAAGUAUUUGUCCUGCCGACUAUUUUCUUAAGUUCAUUAUAGCACAAAAUCAAACAAGUUGUCAAAGAUCACAGCCACAAACUAGAAAAGAAAGAUAGCUGCCCCAGGAACAGGAUUUACCAACAUGAAGCAAUUCUUCAAGGGCUUUUUUCACUUGGGUCUGUGAGAAGUACACCUCCUCCAGGGAUGACAAUGCAAUUGCUCAGAGCUCUGUAAAUCUGCUCCAACGUGGGGCUGUUUGGAAGUGGGUGGGGUUGGUGAGACUUUUCACCUCUGGCUUCUGAUGCUGGCUUCCCCAGGCACGCUAGCACAGCUCUAGAUCCCAAGCUAGCCAGCAGAGAGGAGCAGGCUCGCGUGCUCACUUCGGGGUUGCCUCUGUUUCUCCUUCCUACACUACUGCACGUUGGCUAGGCACGAGAAGGGAGAGGUGCACACCUUCCCAGCUGCAUGUUUCUUGGGAUUCAUCGAGAGCAGGGCAAGCAGGAGAAGACUCUCUACCCUGGGGCUGCUCUAAUAGGAAGAUGAUGGACCCCUGUGAAUGUGCCAGCCAGAGGAAGCCCAGCCUGUCCUUUUCCAUUGAGGAGAUCUUAAAGAAACCUUCUGCCAAUACCACCAGCAACGAAACCAGGAGCAGGAAUAACUACGCUGGGAGAUCUCCAGCUCUAAAAACAGAAUCACCGUGGGCCUUUGAUUUCAGCAGCAGGAGUCAAUUAGAGAAUGACUUCCCUUCAGAUAAAGUGCUUCUCCCUGCCAUGUGUGCUACCCCUGUGUCCAGAGUAAAGAAAGUGCAGGCAGCUCACUGCAGGAGAGCUACUGAGAGCCCACCUUCCUUCCUGGGUGAGGACAUAGGACAUGAACACCUGGAAGGCAAAAGAAAACAUGAGGAAGAGGAAGACCAAUUGUGUGAUUUCCCAGUGGACCAUCCACUUCAUGUUGAGAGGAAAGGGAAACGGAGAAUCCGGACAACGUUCACAGCUGAGCAGCUUCAGGAACUUGAGAAGAUUUUCCAAGUGACUCACUACCCAGAUGUCCAUAUUCGCAAUCAGUUGGCAGCAAAGAUUAACCUACCAGAAGCCAGAGUUCAGAUCUGGUUCCAGAACCAGCGAGCCAAGUGGAGGAAACAUGAAAAAUUUGGCAACUUUGGUGGCCUUCAACAUCUGACAGAAGUUGAUUUCAUUCCUGCUCCCAAGUCAGAUAUUACAGUUCCUAGCUUGAUGCCGAGGAAGCUUGCAGCCACCAUCCCUUCCAUAGGAUACUACUCACCACUACAAGGGCAGCUGACAACUACUUGGAUGCCCAGCACACUCUCCUACAUCCCCCACCACUUGGAGCUGCUGCCUUUCCCAAAACCAUACUUUUUCUUCAAUGUCCUCCCCGCCUACAGUGCACCACACUCCCACAAGAUGGAACAGAGCAGUAUCUCUACAUAAACAAGGAUGUGGAGGAGCAGGGGACUUGGGGAGCAUGCCUUUAUCAUCCAUGACAGUUUGCAGGGGGCAGGUGCUCUCCUCAAGCAAAUGUGCUGGGAUGAUAAAUGGCAUGAAAUCAGCUUCAUGAGUACCAAAACAAGAAGCUGCAGUCUAGUGAACAUUGACAAGAGCCACCAUGGACUGGGAAGGAGAUCCGUGUUGACCAGAGGAGCAGCAUGUUCUGUAGAAACCAAGCCGUUCAACCAAGAGCGUCUCAACCAAGAGCAUCAAACCCAGAGGGACAGUGCACCGAACUGAAUAGUCCUGCAAAAGAACUUGACUUUUAUUCAGCCCCGAGAUAACACCACAUGACUCAAUUGCACCAAUGCCUUGGAGAAGGGAAUAUACCUGCUGUGAGGAGUAUGUAGCCCCAAAGUCGGGCCAAACAAGAUUUUCCUCCAUAGAUAUAAGUUUCUUUCCUUGGACAUGCUCGUCUUUACUUGGGAAGGAGCAAAGAACAUGUUUAGGUCAAAAUAUCGGACUUUUAAGAUACUUCUGUUUUCCAAAGCAUUUGGUGAGGGAAGGGAGUUGGUUUGGUUUAAUGGAUGUGUUUUUGACUUGAAUAAAGGGACAGAAACAUGAUUUGAGCUUAAAUACAACAGUCUGAGAGGGGCAGCAGGGCUGAGCUCUGGAUUUGGUACUGUGAGUCUCUGGGGGCAAGAGAAUUCUUCAGUUGGUUAAUUAAAAUGCUUAUGAAGAAGCCUCUCAAUUUCUGACCUGAAUUAAGAAAGCUCUAAAACUCCAUCAGAAACAAUAACAAAGAGACGGCCUAACUGAGUUUAAUCUACUAGACAUAAUAGGAUGUUAUGACCCCACAGUUUGGCUUAAUUGUAGAUCAAUAAUGAGAUCGGCCUGCCCAUUUACAAAAUGUCUAUAUGCCCUAUUAUUUGCAUAAUAUUAAUCUCCUUCCAACAUAUGGCUUUUUCCCUGCUUGUCGAGGGUCUAGUGCUCCUUCUGCUCAUGUCUCCACCGACUCAUGGGAAACACUAUUGGAAGGCAUUGUUUAAAGGGUUGCAUCAUUUUCUGUUUUGCAGUCACAACACACAUUGUACACCAAUAGGGGAAUCUGCUGAGCAAAGGCAUUGUCUCCCUCCCAGACAUAUCACUUGUAAGGGUGACCAUUUGUGACACAGUCCGAAUACAAAGCAAAUCAUCACCCGAAUGCUUGCUGAAGAGUCUGCUCUGUGCGUAUGACAGUGCAGGUAGGUAAAUGCCUCUGUAUAGGUUGUAUAUUUAAGAAAUCUCUCUGGAUAGAAUCCAGCUGCCAGGUUUUCAGCUUUUUCCCAGUCACCGAUAGUUACAUAGGGUUCACAGUGAAUUAAUAACUUUUUUGUUCUCUGGCUGGUACCAGCUGUCCCUAUAUUUUACAUUUGAGAGACCUGUAAACAAGUAAGUAGUUGAUUGUUGCAGGGUAAAAAAAUGAAUGAGCAAAACCCUGCCUUGUAUGGACUUCAUUUCUCCAGGCCACAACUAUUCAUCAGAAAUCAGAUAUAUUGUCCCAUUUCCCACAGGUGCUUCAUUUCCUUUUUCCUGCAUUGAGUGAGUCUUUACAGCCUCUUUAUCCCUGGCAUCAUGUCUAUCAUCUAAAGGACAAUCAAGUCAGAUAAAGGUUUUCAGAAUCACAAAGCGGUUAAAGCAGUUAACUGAUUAAAAUCAACUGGAAUUAGUCAUGUUAUUCACCUCUUUCAACUUCAGGUGACUGCAUUGCAGUCUCAUCCUGGUCUCACUUUGUAGAAGGAAAAAUGCUCACACUUGAGUUUCUAGGUUUGAUGAAGUCCAUGCAUUAGUGAAGCUUCCAGGGUCAGAAUUCUCCCUGUCGAAUGGGAUAUGCAUUGGCAUUGUAAUCACAUGAAGGUAAGAAUUUAGAUGACUAUGGGCAUGACUCUCACAGAAGUAGACAAGGGCUGCAAGCCAGCACAGCUCAUCUUGGGGAGUAAUUUGUGCAGCAUUGACAACGAUUCUGUAAUUGUCAUAAUGUGGUUAUUUAUCUUUGAGUGUUUCAGUUUCUCCAGUCUUGUAAAUGAAAUCUAACAACUUUCCUCUAUUAUUCUUUAUUUUGUGACUAGUCCACAUGUGUACCUGAUAAACCCAAUGCCAGGGUCCCUACAUGGCCAGAUGCCUGCCCCAAAUCUGGAAACUCUGCUUCAUGCCUCAGAGGUUAUCUAGAAGCCCUUUUUUGGGGCACAGAGGUGAGAAGUAGAGCUGCUGAGUAAGUUUCAACAGCUUCAUCUUGAAAAAUGAAAGCCUUGGAAUCACUUUUUUUUGGCUCACAGUGCCAAUACUUGGAGAUUUUGUUUUGAUGUAGAACGGUUUUGGGAUUUUUACUUGGGAUUUCUUGUUUAUUUAUAAAAUUCCUAGAUUUCCCACUCAACAGCAGAUCUAGAUUUCAGGAAAUGUGCAGCAUCUCCACUCAUGUAGAUAUAGCUGGUCAAAUUCCAGAGAGAUUUAGUAUUAACAGUUAGUUUUUCACAGAUUUCAUAAUUUCAUUCUGAGGUGAGUGGGACAGUUCCUGUCAUUGGCAUCUUGUUAAAUUCCAGCACUUACAGUUUUCAUCUUAUCUUCAGUGAUGUUGGUAUCUUUUCCUUCCACCAUACCCUGUAUCUAUCCUCUAAGCAAGAAGUAGAAAAGACCACUAAUUUCAUGCCUGUUGUGGUACUCAGAAUGCCAUUUUUGCAUUGUUUUAUACUUUAGUGUUUCCAGAAAAUAUCAAGUUGGACACACUCAGAUUCAGGGGCACCCUAUACCCCACCAAGUCAUUCAGACAUAUAGGAUUGUUCUGGGCACACAUAUACUUUAAACCUGCCUGACAAAGGGCUGUCAGAGGAAGCUGACUACACACUAGCAAUACCUGCCAAGUUGCAGCAAUGGUUUAAUCCUUAUUUCAGAGUAGAAGCAGAGUGAUUCACCUUUCUUUGUAGGUAGCUGGGGAUUUAUCAGGGAAAAAGAAUCAGAUGUGUUCAGUUCUUACCAUACUUAUAUUCUAUGCUUCAGAAUCUAGCAUCUCUGCUAUGCUUGUCCGAGACAGAACUAUGGCCAUCUCAGCAGCGAAAUAGCUGAAAAAAAGUGUGAUUAUAAUCUCUAUCCAAGGGGCCCAGCAGAGAGCUUAGGCUCAAAUAUGGUCACAACAUUUUGUUCCCUUGGCUGAUCUGGAUAACUUCUCCAAGGCAAGGGCCAAUGCGAUGUUGUCCCUCUCUGCUUUGCCCUCAUGAGGCCCUAUCUGGAACAUUCUGUCCAGGCCUGGGUCCCCCAGUACAAGAAACAUGGAGCUUUUGGAGAGGGUCCAGAGGAGGGCCACAAAGAUGAUCAGGGG